Molecule: messenger RNA, 492 nt
Organism: Enterobius vermicularis (human pinworm)
Lineage: Eukaryota; Metazoa; Nematoda; Chromadorea; Rhabditida; Oxyuridae
Source: the annotation of a GenBank genome assembly
AUGAGGUCACGCGAUGGAUCAUCUCCUAAACUCGUUUCAGCUAUUGUGAGAGCCACCCUUGAACAUCCGGUAGGGUUUGGUCAAAAACUGGCACUCAGAUGUGUUCAGGAAGGAUUGACAACAUUUGCUGCUUGUUUAACUAAAGAGGGAGUCAAAAAUUUGUCAGAACAAUCGCGCUUUUGUCCAGGGACUUUGUUUGGCUUUCAAAUGAACGUGAGCAAUGAGAAGAGCGUAGAAGAAGGAAGAAAAUUUGUUGAAAAUCGACUACGAUCUUCUAACUUAGACCUGAAUUUGGACGGUUCUGGACGGCCGUCCCGGAGGAGAGUCGCCGAAAGGCGAAGGCGAAGAAGAAAAAAUAAGAUAUUCCCGAAUACUUGGAGUGUAGCCGAUAAUUAUUAUCAGGAAGAUAAGUUGCACAUGAAGGAAGAAGCCUGGACGGCUUUGGAACCGGAGAGCAAGAAGAUAAGCAAAAGGAAGAAAAGCCGUUGCUAG